Molecule: messenger RNA, 1597 nt
Organism: Exaiptasia diaphana
Lineage: Eukaryota; Metazoa; Cnidaria; Anthozoa; Actiniaria; Aiptasiidae
Exons: 2
Coding region: 5-1147 (380 amino acids)
Biological process (GO): DNA integration
Molecular function (GO): nucleic acid binding
Source: RefSeq, a predicted model, not a curated record
UUCCAUGCAGAGAAGAGCUGGGCGCCCUCAAAAGGAUGUUGAUAAGGGAACUAUUGAAUUAUACAUGGAGAUGAAUCUUUCAAAUGCCAAAAUUGCUGAACUAUGUGGGCUUUCAAGAUCUGCAAUGUAUAGGAAAAUGCAGAAUCUGAAUAUUUCCUAUACAAAUCGCCACAGUGAUGUUGACAAUGACACACUGGACAACAUAGUUCAUGAUAUAAAAAUUAAUCAUCCAAAUUGUGGGGAAGUGAUGAUAAUGGGACAUUUGAGGGCYCGAGGACUGAACAUACAGCGAAAAAAAGGAAGGGGUUCUAUCAUGAGAGUUGAUCCACAAGGUGCAGAUCAAAGGAGGUCUAUGAGAAUACACAGGAGGUCAUAUUUUGUUCCCUGUCCCAAUUAUCUAUGGCACAUUGAUGGAAAUCACAAGCUCAUACGAUGGGGCUUUGUGGUACACACAGCAAUUGACGGUUUCAGCAGAUUCRUUAUGUUUUGCAAAUGUAGUGACAACAAUAGAUCAGAAACUGUCUUCAGCCUAUUUCAAGAUGCGAUUAAUCAGUAUGGCCGACCACUUAAAGUAAGAACUGAUAAAGGGGGAGAAAAUGUAUCUGUGUGGCGCAAUAUGAUACAGUUUUCACCUGCAGCAGUGAUGGCAGGAUUAACUGGAGGUUCCAUACACAAUCAAAGAGUUGAACGGUUCAAUCGUGAUUUGAACAUACAUUGCGAACARGUGAUCAAACCAGAAUUGUAUGCAUUAGAAAGCCAAGGWAUUCUGGAUCCAUCUAAUGACACAGACUUGUUUUGCCUCCAUUAUGCUUACCUUCCAAGAAUCAACAAACUWUUGGGUGAAUUUGUGAAUGCUCAUAACCACCAUUCAAUUUCAACUGAGCACAGUUUGUCUCCUACUCAGCUUUUUGUUUCAAAUCAACAUUUGCUUCCAUUGCAUAGUAUUUUUCCUCAAGUUGUAAAUGMCAAUCCAAGUACUGUUCCCUCUAACCCAAACAUUGUUGUUGUUCCAGAGAUCACUAACCCUUUAAAUACUCAGCRGUUUCAAAUUCUCKGCCAGCAAAUUAAUCCUCUUGCAAGCAAUUUGUUGCGACCUCAAUUGUAUAGGCAAGUUGUUGAAUAUGUCGGUAAUGCUUUACUAAAUUAGGCAUAAAAGAUGAAACAGUAACAAAAGUUUAGACUUUAUUUAAAAAAAUAUAAACAUACAUUCAAAUGAAGCCUUCUAGACAAUUCAUGGUGAAUAUUAACCUCAGUUGAAGUGUUACUUGUAGGCACACCCUAGGAGACAUUUCUUGUUUUGUCAAUUAAAACACAACAAAGGUCAUAACUUUCUAAACAUUUCUAGAAUUUAGACCCAGMAUGACAAGAAUACACUGAACAUUUUUCAUAGUGCUUACAAUUUAUCUGUGAAAUAAUACCUAUGUUCCAGUUGAGUGAUAGUGACUAAUAUGAAAUAAAAAACUGUAGGGAAUAACUUUUGAGAUUUGUUUCAUAUAAUUAUGGUUAGCACUCUGCAAAUUCGCAUACUGUAAAUACCGUAAAUCUUUUUCCUAUAGCCACUAURACGGUUUUUAUUUUGUCAAUUAGCCAUGCAGUC